Molecule: messenger RNA, 4853 nt
Organism: Falco peregrinus (peregrine falcon)
Lineage: Eukaryota; Metazoa; Chordata; Aves; Falconiformes; Falconidae
Exons: 2
Coding region: 474-4358 (1294 amino acids)
Biological process (GO): DNA integration
Molecular function (GO): nucleic acid binding
Source: RefSeq, a predicted model, not a curated record
GUGCAAAAACACGCAGUUUUCGGAACUGGGGGGGAGGGGGGAACUGGUUGGCGCCCAGCGAAAGGGCGGGACGGCGUGCGGGGGCUGGUGGGCCGCCCCCCCCACUCAGCGGGAGGAGGGAGCAGCGCGCGGUACCGAGCGCCCGGCGCCCGCAGUGAUCCGCCCCACUGCUUGCAGAAGAGGGGACAUCUCCGGAGCAGGGGCCAUCUCAGCUGUGACACUGCUGCCAUCAUCCCCCUGAGAGAGGCCUCACCAGCUUUCCUCUUCCUCCACCAUCUUCCUCUUCCUCCCCAGACACAGAGCAGCCUUGUAACCAUUUCGCUGCCGCUCCUACCGGUGCUGGCACAGACAGACAUCCCUCAGUGCUACUGCAAGCCCCCAGUCCUCCCGCAAACCCCUGUGCCAUAGCGGUGGGAGGCGAAGGUGAGGGGCCGUCGGGGUAACACCCGGUUUCCUUCCUGUUUCUCGUGGUGAUGGCCUGUUUCUGGAGGAAGGACAAGCGGAAGGGGAAAUUUUCCCCUCCGCCAGCCUCGCAAGCAGCAGAUUUGGGGAUGCUCAUCCAGGAGAACAGUCACAAGCCCUGGGUGGAAGAUGCUCUCCCCCAGCAGCCGGCAGUGGGGGACACGGAGAAGGAGUUUGCUAACUUCUCCUGGUUCCAGCGCCUUGGUAAAGGCUGGCGGCUGAGCAGGGACCAGCGGUUGCUGUGGCACAUGGCACAGUUGAAGAAUGGGAGCAAGCAGUGCCGGACUUUCCAAGGAGCCAAGGAGAGCCAGAGAGCCACCAGGCUGCAGACACAGGCUGCUGAGAGAUGCACCGAACUGGAGCAGAAAGCGCUGGGGCUGCUGGAGAAGCCAGGGACCUGCCAAAAAGCCACCCAAGGUGGGGAAGCCCAGCAGGAAGAGCACAUGGCCUCGGUGACGGCAGUCAACAUCUGCAGCAGCAUCCCACACCUCAGGGAAGAUGGCUGGGAUGAGCCAAUUGUUGGACGCAAAGUGCAAGAUGGGGUUGUGGUGAGGGGGGGUGAUGGCCACAGGGACCAGGUGGGUCGAACUCAGCCCCUGGUCCAGGCAGGCACCAGCGGGGAUGAGGAGGGAAGGACCACUGGUUCGCCCCAGAGCCUGGGCUUGUGGGUGGAGGACAAGGAUGCUGCCACUGUCCCUCGAGGGGACAGGGACAGGCAGGACUUGAACCCUUCAUCAGCAGAGGGAAGGUCUGGGGAGGAGCAGAGGAGGCAAGUGUGGGAGAAGCUGCAUUGCCUGGGAGAAGACAUGGUAGAGUGGGAAGGGCGGUCCACGAGGGACCUGGCAGUCAGGCUGAUGGAGAAGAUCCUGAAGACAAAAACCGAGGCAUACCCUACAGAGAUGGGGAACAAAACCCACCAGCAGGAGCAGGGGCAGGGCGUGGCUAGAGCCAGGGUGGGUGGCUACAAGGAGGUGAAUGCUUUGGUGGACACCCAUGUGGACAUCACCACAGUGCAGCAGUACCCCCAGCUGCUGUACCUUGCUGUGUGCCACGACACCCCCGUCUCCAUCAGUGGGACCACAUAUGGGGAUGAUCAGCACCUCCCUGCCAUGCUGGAGCCAUCUGGGAAUGAGCAGAUCUGGGAACACUCUGACGAUGACCUCCUGGAGCAGGGAGGUUCCCCAGCUCUUCCUAGGCCUGCGGUGCUAGCCUGCCAUGUCAAGGUGGUAGAGGUUGAGGACAAAGAGCAGUGGAGGGAGGAAUUCCCAUAUGUGUGGGCGCAAUACGAGAUGGACUGUGGGCUGGUGUCCGGGGAAGAGAACCUGAGUGGGGCACCGGUGCCCUUCCAGUGGCAACCCCCAUUGCCAGACGAUAUGGACGAGGCAGUGGCGAACAUGCUGCAGUACUUGCUGGCUGAUGGCGUGGUGGUGAAAGGCACCUCUUCCUCCAACAGCCCUUUACAUCCCAUCCCGAAAGGCGACGGGAAGACAUGGCGUCUGACGCUCAACUGCAAAGCUAUCAACAAGGCCACCCCCAUGGUGGAGGCUCCAGUGGUCCUGAACAGGACCACCCUUGUUGCCACCAUCAGCCCCAAAAGCAAGUAUUUCUCAGUGGUGGAUCUAUCGAAUGCCUCCUUCGCCAUACCCUUAGCGGCAGACUCCAGAGCCAGGUUUGCCUUCACCUUCAGGGGCCAGCAGUAUCUCUUCACCCGGCUGCCCCAGGGCUUCCACAAUACCACCUCCAUCGUGCACCGGCGGGUGGCUCAGAUGCUGCUCCAGCUGCCCCGAGGAGAUCAGCCUUGGGUUUUUUCCUACGUCGAUGACAUCCUCAUCACUGGGAGAAGCCGAAAGGAAACCAGAGCCCGAACAAAGACAGUCCUAAAGCUGAUCCAAAAAACAGGAUUUAAAGCCAAGUUUGAGAAGGUGCAGCUCGUGCAGCCCAAGGUGGACUACCUGGGGAUGACAAUUGGGGCUGAGGGGAGGGAGAUCCAGGCCAGCAAGCUGGAGGCCAUCAGCAAAGCACCCUGCCCACGGGAUGUCCACAGCCUCCGCUCGCUGCUGGGGCAGUUCAUCUCGUUGCAGGAUCACAUUGCUGGCUUUUGGGAGCUGGCCCGGCCGCUCCACCACCUCACCACUGAGCAGGUCGCAUGGGAAUGGGGACCAAAGCAGGAGCAGGAGCUGAGCCGCCUGAAACACGCCAUCCUGACUGCGCCCACCCUGCGGUUCCCUGACAAGUCCCAGCCCUUCAUUAUCAGGUUAACGACCAGCAAAGAGGCGAUAGGAGCUUCCUUGCUGCAGGAGGACAAGCAGGGCCGGUUGGUGCCGGUGGGACACAGCUCCCGCAUCCUGAAGAGCCAUGAGGCCUCCUACCUGCCGCAGGAGAAGGGGUGCCUGGCAGCCAUCUGGGCCGUGCAGGCAUUUGAGACCCUCACAGGGCUGGCCCCCAUCGUCAUCCAGAUGCCCCACUCCCCUUGGAAGUAUCUUGUAUGGGGUGAAGCAUUGGGGUCCUGCGGGACGAACCCGUACCCAGCACAGUGGACUCUGCUGCUGGUGAACACGGGGGCAAUGGCAAAGAGCCCCCAGCCUGAGUGCAGGUACCCUCCCAGCACCCCAGUCCCCACCGCUCCCCCUCUGCGGCUGCUGCCCUCCCACGUCCCCAAGGCCAACGUGUGGUUCAUGGCCAGCGACAACACCGACUCCAUCAGCUUUGCUGCGGCCAACCUGGAAGAGCGGUGGCUGCUCGGGGUGGCCCAGAGUAGCUUGGUGCUGGAUGCAGAGCUGGAGGCUCUCGAGCAGCUCCUGUAUAGUCACCAACGCUCCUCACCCCUCUAUUUGUACACCAGCUGCUGGUCCUUGGUGGAAGAGUUGCAAAGCCAGAUUGGUGAGUGGGAAUCAGGAUCGUGGGCAAGCUCCGGUGAGGGUUUAUGGCCCAGCAUCCUCCAGUGGGUCCACACCAACCCAGGGAUGCUGCACAUCAGGUGCAUGGGAGGGGACAGGAGCAAGGACCUGGAGGAGAAGGAUUGGAGCCAGAAGGUGGGCAGGAGGGCCAGGGCGAUGUCUGGCAGGGCCGUGGGCAGCUGCCACAUCUGGGAGCCUUCAAAGCACGAGAAGCAAGAAAUAAUCGCCCGGUGUCACUACUGGUUGCAUGAGGGGGCAGAGGGGACCCUGGCAAGGGUGCGGCAGGUGGCACUCUGGGAAGGUGACAGUGAGCAGGUGGCCCGUUGGGUGCGGAGCUGCCUUCUGUGUGCUGCGGGCAGGAACGAAGUGGGCAGGGUGCUGCCCCAGCGGGCAGAGGGGCCAUGGUCGCAGCUCCAGCUGAGCUACAUCAGUGGCCUCCCUGAGACCAAGGAGGGGUACCACUCCCUCUUGGUGGUGGAGGAUGAGUUUUCAGGAUGGGUGGAGGCUUUUCCAGUGUGGGAGAAGACAGCAGAGGAGACAGUCAAGGUGCUCUUCGAGGAGAUUUUUACACGGUACGGGACACCUCGUGCCAUCCGUUUGCUGCACGUGCCAUGCUUCCUCCGGGAUGCUGUGCAGCUGGUGAUGGAGGCAUGCAGCGUGGAGCUGCUGUGCGACCUCCUGCAGCCCAGCCAGGUGGGACCGGCCUCGGCAGCUCUGCAGCAGCUGGCCUUGGGGGCUGGCAGGGAGUGGGUGAAGAUGCUCCCCCUGAUCCUGGCGGGGUUCAGAUCUGUACGGGCACGGGGAGAAGUGCUAAGCCCUUACCAAAUUAUUUUUGGCUUCCCGUUGGAGAUGAAGUGUGGAUGUGAGGAGGAGGUCUGCCCCCAGGACAACGUCCUUCCCUGGCUCAGACAGCUGCAGGAGGAUGGGACCAGUUACAAGCACUGGACUGAAGGCAUGCUACCAAGGGACUGUGAGGAGGGGGAUGCUCCAUGGCUGUAGCCCCCCAUCUCAUCUAUGAGAUUGCUGUCUCCGUGUGUCAUGUCUCAUGGUGUGGGGAGAAAAUGGGUGCACUGGGUUUGCUGAAGGGCUUUUAGGCAGGGCUAGGGGGCUUUUAGGUGGGGGGGGGGGGUAAGCAGGGCUGGGAGGCUUUUAGGCAAGACUGGGGGGCUUUUAAGCAGGACUGAGUAAUGCGCAACAUCUUCUUGCUAUGGUGUUGAAGUGCAGGGAGGGAAGACUUUACUUGUUUUGACUGGGAUGGAGUUGGUUUUCUUCAUACCAUCCAGCACGGUGCUGGGCUCUCCAGCAGUGCUGGAAGCACUGGCAUGGUGUUGCCAUCCCCAGUCCUGUGCAAGGCUUGGGAGAGCUGGGCCAGCUUUUGCUCAGGACUGUGGAAGACACUGAGAAAAGGAUGCCUUAGCAUCCCUUGCUUUGCUUGCUUUAUUUUCUUUCCCUUUUUCCACUUUUCCUUCAUUUAUUAAACAAUUUUUAUCUCAA